AUGACCGCUCAGGGCGCUUCAGCGUCUCCUUCUAGGAAGCAUUUGCACAGUCUACCUCCAGAACUGCUAGUGGAGAUCUUCCGUGCGCUUGCGCCUCCCCGUUACCCGCAAUGGCCGUAUAGCACAUCCACUGGCGAUCCACGCCGCAUCUCGCAAGUAUGCUCCAGCUGGCGCGCCAUCACACUGGGCAUCAGAGACCUAUGGACGAGCAUACCGAUUAAGAAUGCCUACUGGGCGGCUCUAUCUCUUGAUCGAUCUCGUCCCCUCCCUAUAUCAAUAUCCAUCGUUAGGCUGGAUAAAUUUGGGACGCUCAUUUCCAACCUGAGGAGAGAGCAGCUCAAGGUUGCGGUACACACACUCAAAACCGGUGUCCAGACGGCACUUUCGGAGCCUGCACGCAUAUGCGCUUUUCAUGCCGAACUCUCCACAUACGGCAACGAGGCCGAGUUCCAGGCCUGGUUCGCGCGUAAGCUCUUUGCGUUUUUGGAGGACGCCGAUGUCCCUCUACUUGAGCAUCUCGUCAUCACGGUGGAAUCAUUAGAAAACAUCGGUCAAUACAGUUUCUUCCUUGGUCACCAAACUCCUGCCAACCUUCAAUACGUGUCUAUGUAUGGCCUAUACAGAGGAGAUAUGCCCUGUAUGCAUCUCCUCUCGGCGCCUCUAACAACACUAGAUCUUGGCAGCGGGACGAUCUGGGAUUUCUUGCCGGAUGCUCUGGAUUCGCUGUCUCGACUGCCCACUCUCGAGUCACUCUCUAUCAGACGUGAUAGAGACGAUAUGAUAUGGGAAGGGGCGAUUCUCCCUCCCUACGACAUCAACGUCGAACCGCGAUCGGUUUCUCUUCCCAACCUCAAAAAGCUCUACCUCUACGAACCGCUCGACCUCAUCGCAUGUCUCGUGCGAGCGUUAGCGUUCCCAACAUCUGCGGCCAUCAAGCUUUACGACGCGAACGACGAGGUCGACGACCCGGAUCUGCUCGUCACCUCCGUUCGCGAUUGUAUAGACGUCAUCGUCGCAGGGCUCAACGCACAUUACGCACCCCUCGUCGCAGAGGGUCGUCCGUAUCGAGGUCUCUGCUUACUCUCGAGAGCCCGAGACCACUCCGAGUUCCUCAAUCGAGUCCAUGUUGUGGCAGACUACGCAAUCCGCGGGCAAGAGCUGCAAGACAGUCGCGCCUAUCUCAUGCCGGACCGUAUCGAUCGUGAAUUGCGGGUCCUCGACCACAAACCGCAGGACCGCACACUGGACAUCAGCAUAACCGGUGACGAGACUCUUGAGGCGCACAUACUCGUUGAAAUACUCACCGGCCUCCCCGUCCUCCGGGAAGCGCGCGCCCUCACCUUCUACGACAAAUCCUACGAUCCAUGCGAGGCCUUCCACGCAACCGGCCCACAGGCGUGGCUGGAUGCUCUCCGAUAUCUUGGCGGCAUCCAGGUGGCACAUUUGCAUGGCUAUAUAGCUGUCCGCCAUCUCAAAGCGCUCGUGGCCAACGACGUUCACUACCAUGAUUUCACACCCCGGGUCCUCGUCAUCGAAGACGUUUCCUUCCUCCCUGACCCCAAACCGCCAUCCAUAUCGCUUGAGGAACUUGUGCUUGCGUUGAAGAAGUGUAGCGGGUUCGGCCGGCAAGCGGUGGAGGAGGGUGUCAUGCACGUGGAGAUCAUCUACUGCGAUAUAGACGAUGAGCAGGUCCUCCGUUUACGCCGCGAGUUUGGAGACAACUCUGUAUCAUGGGAUGGCCUAACGCGAGGCUCGAAGCGGUCCAGGCGGAAACCAUGUUCCAUCUAUGCUAUAUCGGACCCAGGAUAA
This is a messenger RNA of Peniophora sp. CBMAI 1063, 1809 nucleotides long. Lineage: Eukaryota; Fungi; Basidiomycota; Agaricomycetes; Russulales; Peniophoraceae. The record is from the annotation of a GenBank genome assembly.